CAAUUUGACUGACAGACAGUCUCAGUUCUGCUUCCCGGCCGCGGCUCUGAGCCUUUAUCUCGGAGCCCAGCGCGGCCUGAGGAGGAGCCGCCGGCGGCACCAGCAUCAUGGUGUUCUACUUCACCAGCCACGCUGAUUCAUCUGUUUACACCAUUUAUAUGGGAAAGGAUAAAUAUGAAAAUGAAGAUCUAAUUAAAUAUGGCUGGCCAGAAGAUAUUUGGUUUCACGUGGACAAACUUUCUUCAGCUCACGUGUAUCUUCGGUUACACAAGGGGGAAAGGAUAGAAGACAUUCCAAAGGAAGUGCUGAUGGAUUGUGCACACCUUGUAAAGGCCAAUAGCAUUCAAGGCUGCAAGAUGAACAAUGUUAAUGUAGUAUAUACACCGUGGUCUAAUCUGAAGAAAACAGCAGACAUGGAUGUGGGACAGAUAGGAUUUCACAGGCAAAAGGAUGUGAAAAUUGUAACAGUGGAGAAGAAAGUAAAUGAGAUUCUGAACCGAUUAGAAAAGACCAAAAUGGAGCGAUUCCCAGACCUAGCAGCAGAAAAGGAAUGCAGAGACCGAGAAGAGAGGAAUGAGAAGAAAGCCCAGAUCCAAGAAAUGAAGAGGAAAGAAAAAGAGGAAAUGAAGAAGAAGAAGGAAAUGGAUGAACUUAGGAGUUAUUCUUCAUUAAUGAAGUCUGAGAAUAUGUCUUCAAAUCAGGAUGGCAAUGAUUCAGAUGAAUUCAUGUGAAUGAAGAAAACGGACUGUGUGAAUUUUUGGACAGAUAGACAUUUUGAUUUUCAGAUGUGUUCUGCAUACCAAAAAACCCACCUAAAAUCUACAUGAAUAUCAUUCACUUUGGAGAUUUGGGAACUUGGUUCAAUUUUUGUUUGUGGAAAAUGAUCCCAUGUAAUACAGUGGAGCUUGGAGACAGCGAGUGUGUAGCUUUAAGAAUGAGGAAAUGUUUGUACCAGAAGAACAUGUCUUGGCUCUUUAUGAGAGUUGGCUGUCCUUGCUCUUGGAAUAGGUUUCCAAAAUAACUAACUUGGGGAAGUAUUUGUGUUGCUAUAUUAUUUCCCUAAAAAAAAAAAAAAAAAAAAAGAUGUCAUAGAAGACCCGCUUAUUUUGCAAAUUUCACCCCCGUGUAUGUUUUGUAUAGUAGAAUGGGACAUUUGGGGGGGAUAAUGUUUUCUCACAAUAUCACCAAUUAGAAAUGGAUAUGUAUGUGAUUUGAAAUGACAGGAACUUGGACCUGUACUUUUUUUGAAUGAAGACAAUUAAGAAGGACUUAAUUACUUUUUGUAUUGCUCACCUUAUUCAAGGAAAGAUUUAAUAUGCACGUUCUGUUGUCAUUUCUUAUCCUAUCAGUAUAGUGAUCCUGUGAUCUCUUAGUCAAACACCAGGUUCUAGCUUUUUUAAGACAAGGGAGGUCAUCCAUUGACCAUCAUAAUACUAUAAUAUUAAAAGGAACAGUCCAUGAUCCUUGAGAUUGGGAUUCAUGCCGACUUGUAGACAUUCAACUCUGGCUACACAUACAAAUUCUUUGCUUUUAUUGUUUCUUCACUUUUUGGUAUCUGAGAUCUAAGUCUUAUUUGUUCCAAUUUGCUUUGAUGAGGCAUGCCAUCCACCCAAAAAAUCUUUCUUGCUAUUGAGUUUUUAAGUACAAUGAUCCCUGUCCUCUCUGAAUGUGCUUCAGACGCUUUUACUUUAAAAGCCCUAUAGCAACCAAAGCAUGAUUUAUAGUUACAGGGAUUCACUAAGAGUAGCUAGAUUACAUGGUUGCAGUGGGAGGAUAGUCUUUUCCAAAUCUUUUUCUAGGUUGGUAAUCUUCAUUUCAAAGAUGAGCUUUGUUUUUAGGGUUCUUACCUCAUGAAUGUAGCAAGAGGCUAAUGUCCACAAUGCAGGUAUGAUACCAGAAAAAAAUAGAAAAUUUAAAGAGUUUUAUAAUCAAUGGGCCAGCUUUGUUGUCUUGAAAUAGUAGGAUUGUUCUUUAUAGUUGUAACUCCAGACUUUAGAUUUCUUCCUUUGAUCUGGAAUAAAAGCAUAAGUGGUUUUUAUGUAGGUUCUUAUAAUUGGAUCAUCUUAUGUCUAAUGACUUCAGUGAUUUUUGUCCUGUAAAAGAGGAUAAAGAAACAAUGAAAGAAAAAACAAAAACUACAAUUUUAGUGGUAAUCUAAGUAAGUUUACCUUUUAACCUAUCCCUGCUCAGACUCUCACUCUUUCACUUGCUGACCCUGUGCUCUAGGGCCAGGAAAAAGCCUUAACCUAAAAGUACUACAGCUUAAAGCAUUUUCAGAGGCCAUUUGGCCAUAGUGAUUUGGAAGGCCUAUUUAUGUGUAUUUCCAAGGUGAUGUGCAGAGUUGGACUUGAAAAGUUAAUGUCAUUCCAGACUACUGGAAUCAGAACUUUGGAAUGGGACUGCUAGAAAGUAAUGAUUUCCCAUAUAAUUUUCUCUCUCUUCUAAACAUAGGGUUUUUACCAUUAGAAAAGAAUUAAAUAUCAUCACUGAAUAAGAAAAUCAAUGAUAAUUCCAAAUAUUAUUUAAAAAGAAGGGAUCCCCUUUUUCAUCUCUCACAUUUUUUCAAGGUAACAUACUAUGAUCCAAACAAUUCUGUUUUUCAAUGCUUUUUAUCUUUGAUUGUUUUCCAGUGUUAUUUCCCACACCUUUUACCCAAGGAAUUUUCUCUUUUUAAUCUGAUCUUCCAGGAUUCAGAAUAUCUCUUACUUCCAUGAUCUUUUUCCUGCUUUGUCUAGUUCUGUAAUGAAAGGGAAGUCAACCAGUUUUAAAUGCAUAUUUAUGCAUUUUUUAUUAGUUUGAGGAGGAUUUGAAGGUUAUACCCUUUAAAAUUUUAAAAAAUUAGUGAUUUCAUUGGUGUAGACAUUUCCAACAUGAAUUUGUCUGACCAAAACCUUAUCUACUGACUUUCUGGUGAUGAGCCCCUCCAAAUUUAGCAGAUUUCUUUCGUAAAUGAGAGAAAAAGAUCCUAGGUCCAUAUUUAAAGCCUUUUCAUGUUGAGUAGGAUCUCCAGAGCUUGUCUACUGACAUACCUUUGAGAAGUCAACAUGAUUUUCACAGCAGAAUUAAAAUUAAAUUAGAACUUUCUGUAGAGGAAGCUAUACAGAUGAGAUAAGUUGUAAUUGCAUUGAUUCAUGUUGUUCAUUUUGCCUGUUUCAAAUACUAAUCCACCUCAAAAUCCCUUUUUCAUUGCCUUACUAGGCAGCUGAUCUCACUUCUAGCUGUCAUCCUUAGGAUUUAGUUUUUAGAGUGGGAGAAUGGUCCAACUUCUAGUCUAUAGUUCAAGACUUGGAAUAUUUCAGCUCCUUUUGUUCUCAGGCCCAUUCCACAAAUUCAAUUCAGAAUUAUUCUCCUUGGAAAAAUAUAUCAUACUUUGGAUUCUAAUUACAGAAAUUGUUUGAUUAUAUUCUAUUCUUUCUCAUGUACUUAGCACCUUGCUUGGUUCCCCUGAGCCUCCAGUCUCAAUCAGCACUUUUUGCCUUCUGCAUGAACCUUACACAACCGCCACCAGAUUCACUAAUAUAAUUGGUUGCAAGAUACACUAGGUACAUUAGUAUUUCACAUUUUUCCCCCCAUCUAUUUCAUACUUCUGUCUCCAAUAUUCUUCAGAUUCUGCAUUUACAUUGAAUUACAUCCACCCUAGCUGGUCUAGGGUCAAUUAUCAUGCUAUAGGGAUUUGUGUGUAUAUGAUAGGGGUGGGAGGGAAGAAAGGGGUGAUUACAGUGCCUUAGCAGAAGAUUCAUCACCCUCCAAGAACUGGCAUUCAAUGUCCAGUGGAACCCGAUGAACAGUCUGAGAAUUUUCUUUGAUUUCAUUGGUAGGAAAAUCCCCUCAAUGUAGAUGAUAAAGGCCUUUGUUGAAAUGAUUCACUUUCUAUUAUGUUCUUUUACUGCUGCAGUCUUUAGUUCAGCAGGUCAGUUAAGCCCAAACACUUAUUUUCCUCAUUCAAGAAAGAUGUGAACCAUAUUUGAAACAAGUUAAGGCUGCGAGGAUGACCCUACUUUGUAUCCUCUAGUUCAAAGCUAAAACUAUUCCUCUCAGUUUUUGGAAAGAUAAAAAUUGUUUCCCACAGUAUAAUGGUUAAAUAAGGAAAGUUUCCGAGUUGGAUUGCAAGAUAAGAAUGUUUUAUGGUUUCUCAAUUUCUCCUAAUCACAGUGUCUCUUAUUUUGAUGGAAGCCUAGUUUUAUAGACCAGUUUUAUGACUAUAAUUACACUUAAUUUCAACUGUGUCUCACAGAGAAGUGAUUAGCUUACCUGGAAAAUCCUAGACAAUAGCAACCUCAAGCCAAUUUGAUCAUUCAGCUGAGAGCCAAUUUGUUCUAAUUCUUAAGUGACUGGUAUGUAAAACUCAAAUAAAAUCUUUGAUUUCAUUAGA
Messenger RNA from Antechinus flavipes (yellow-footed antechinus), 4372 nucleotides. RefSeq names its product coiled-coil domain containing 25 (gene CCDC25). Bases 108 to 731 code for a protein of 207 amino acids. The record is from RefSeq and is a predicted model, not a curated record. NCBI's taxonomy places the organism in Eukaryota, Metazoa, Chordata, Mammalia, Dasyuromorphia, Dasyuridae. The transcript is spliced from 9 exons.